CUAAACGGACCUAUAAUCACCUAUCUGCCAAGAGGCUUGCUUGAGGUUGACCGGAUCAUAAAAGUCAACACUCGAUCAUCAAACUUCAAACACGCUGCUUGGCUGCUUCCAAUCACACGAAUGAACUCAGAAAAAAUGGUCGCCGGAGCAUCCUGGUUAAGCUUGGCCCUCUUCCUCUUCCUCUUCCUUUUCCUUCUCGCCUGCUACUUCUUCCCCAAACGGCGUCCAAAUAGCAGCAAACUCCUCCCGCCGAGCCCGCCUUCCCUCCUGAUCAUUGGCCACCUCCACUUGCUCUCCAGCCACUCCCCUCACCGAUCUCUCCACAACCUCGCCGCCAAAUACGGCGCCGUCCUACUCCUCCGAUUCGGAUCCCGCGACGUCCUGGUAAUCUCCUCUCCUUCCGCCGUCGAAGAAUGCUUCACAGACAACGACGUCGCUUUCGCCAACCGCCCCCACUCGCUAGGCGGGAAGCACCUCAACUACAACUUCUCCACCAUCGGAGCUUGCAACUACGGCGACCGCUGGCGCCGCCUCCGCCGCCUCACCACCUUGGAGCUCUUCUCCCCGCCCCGCGUCGCCGCCUUUGCCGCCACCAGGCGUGUGGAGGCUGGACUGAUGUUGAAGGAGUUGCUCCACGAAGCCGAGUCCGGUGAAGGACGAGUGAAUCUGAGCUCGAAAUUCAGAUGGUUCGCCUUUAACGCCAUGCUUAGAAUGGUCGCCGGGAAGCGGUACUUCGGAUACGGGGAAUUGGAUUCGGUCGAUAAAGAAGCGAAGGAGUUUCAAGACCUAAUUGGCGAAUUCACCGCGAUUCAGGGGAGCUCUGCUCCUAACGAUUUCUUUCCCCUGCUUAGAUGGCUCGAUUUCGGGAGCCUGGAGAAGAGGAUGAAAUCAAUUAUGGACAAAUUGGAUGGAUUCCUGCAGCGCCUUGUUGACACCUUUCGAGAAGCUAACCCUAGAUCCGCCGAAUCCCAAUCUUCUCAACCAGACGGUGGCGAAACCCUAAUCGACGUCAUGCUGUCGUUGCAGGAGACAGAGCCUGAGUUUUACACAGACGAGACGAUCAAAGGCGUUAUCCUGGUAAUGCUUAUCGCCGGCACAGAGACUUCAUCGACGACAAUGGAAUGGGCGAUGGCGUUGCUGCUUAAUAAUCCCGAAGCGAUGAGUAAUUUGGCUUCUGAUAUUUAUCAAAACGUUGGGUUUGGCCGUCUGCUGGAGGAAACAGACUUGCCAAAGCUCAAUUACCUGCAGAAUGUGAUCGACGAGACACUGCGUCUGUACCCGCCGGUGCCGCUGCUGAUCCCACACGAAUCGUCGGAGGAAACGACUGUGUGUGGGUAUAAUGUGCCCAAGGGGGUUAUGCUGCUUGUGAAUGUUUGGUCUUUGCACAGAGACCCAGAGCUGUGGGGUGCAGAGCCGGACAGAUUCUUGCCGGAGAGAUUUGGAGGAGGCGCGGCGAUGAUGAUGACGAAGAAGGAGGUCAAGUACAAGUUAGUUCCAUUCGGCGCCGGGAGAAGGGCGUGCCCCGGUGAUGUUCUCGGUAAGAAAGUGGUCGGAAUGGCUUUGGGUGCUCUGCUUCAGGCGUUUGAGUUCAGUAGAGUUCAUGGAGUGGAGAUUGAUAUGGCUGAGAGUACUGGCUUGACCAUGGCUAGAGCUCACACGUUGGAGGUUCUGUGUAAACCUCGCAGCACAGCCAUGGCUGAAUUCCUCUCCACCAUGAGAAGUGAUUACAGCACUAGCGGGUAAUCUGAUGAUAGCAUCCACUACACGAUUGAACUGCGACACAAUUUACCGAUUACAGAUUUGCU
Molecule: messenger RNA, 1805 nt
Organism: Linum trigynum
Lineage: Eukaryota; Viridiplantae; Streptophyta; Magnoliopsida; Malpighiales; Linaceae
Source: the annotation of a GenBank genome assembly